GAUAGAAUGGUAAUGGUGUGGUGAAUUCAAAUUGUUGAGUUUGGCGUCUCUGUCUUGAUGUUUUGAACGGGUGAGAUUCUAACGAUAAAUUAAUUUUAAUCUCUCCUCAAACCCACCAAAUCGAUCUCCGCUUUUGUUGGACAGAAAAUGGAUUCUGACUACUUUACACAGACCCAGGCUGGGACAUCAGCGUCACAAAACGGACCUUCCAAAUCAGGAGUAGCUGGUACCAUCCAUAAAGUCCAAAUGAAGAAUUUUAUGUGUCAUGAUAAUUUGGAAGUACAAUUGAAUCCCCGCAUAAACUUUGUGAUUGGUAAGAAUGGAAGUGGGAAAUCUGCAAUUCAAACUGCAGUAGCUGUUGGUCUUGGCGGCUCGGCACUAGCUACUAACAGAGGGUCUUCAAUCAAAGAUUUGAUCAAACAUGGGAAGAAGUCUUGCACAAUAACAAUCACAAUCAACAACGAAGGAGGGACAGCUUAUAACCCAAGUGUCUAUGGACAUUUUAUCAAAGUGGAACGAAUGUUUUCGGAAUCUUCCAGCUGCUAUAAAAUCAAAGAUGUUCAUGACAAAGUCGUUUCCCAUGAAAAAAGAGAGUUGGAGAGAAUAUGUGACCACUUUAACAUCCAACCAGAAAAUCCUCUGUGUAUAUUACAGCAAGACAUGGCAAGAAGUUUUUUGAACUCGUCAGAUCCUAAGAAAAAAUAUACAUUCUUUUUGAAAGCGUCCAGACUUGGUGAUAUAUCUAACAUUAUUGAAGAAAGUACUUUUAAAGCAGAAAAAAUCAAAGACAAUAUCAAAAGGAAAUUUCAGGUCGUGGAGGAAGCAUUCCAUGAUGUACUUGAAAUCAAAGAAAAACUUAAAAUAUUUGAGGAUGCCAGAGAGAACAGAGAAAAGUGUGCACAGCUGGAAAAAGAAGUAUUGUGGGCAGAGGUUUAUGAACACAAUCUGGAGCUGAAAAAGUUACAAAGGUAUUUAAGUAAAGAAACGCAGGAUUUGAAAAAUCUAGAGGACGAGUUAAAAUACCUUCAGGACGACAGUACUAAUGACAAAAUGAGGGAGUUGGAAUCAAAACUAAAGGAAAUAGAUAAGACAGUUGAAGAUGCUCGUACAAGUGUGGAAUCUGCUAGAUCAAAGUAUAUGAAAGAAAAAGAUUCAUAUAACGAAUUAGCAAGAAAGUUUCAGGGUGCAAAAGAGAAUAUGAAAUCCAUGAAACACAAAUAUGAUAGUUGUAUGACUGAAAUUGAAAAGCUUGUUAAAAGUGCACCCGAAAUUCAGCAAAGACAAGAGAGUCUUAAAGAGGAGUUGAACAUGAAAGAGAAGGAGUUGGAUGCUCUUGGAGCUGCUGACGCCACUGCAGAACAUGACAAAACACAACUCAACGAUACAAUUGAUGCGUCUAGAAGAGAGUUGCAGACAUGUGAACAGAACCUCAUGAACCUGAAAAGGAAAAAAGCCAAGGUAUCUGAUCAGCUAAAAGAGCUCAGUAAAAGUUCCAAUGAUCUGAUUUUCUAUGGGGAAGCAAUCGUAAAAAUUGUAGCAGAGAUUGAGAGGGCAGCAAGAUCAAAUAAGUUCAGCAAGAAGCCGAUCGGACCUAUUGGCAGGCACAUAAAAGUGCACGAUCCCAAAUGGGCACCUGCUGUUGAGAAUUUUAUGUCCAAAGGGUUCUUGUCAUCCUUCUGUGUGGAUAAUGCCAGUGACUCUGCUACUCUUGCGAAAAUAAUCAAACCUAUAUGUGCUUCCUACAGAAUAGCUCCUCCCCCUAUUGUUUGCAGCAAGUUCCUAUCUCGUGCACACAACAUCAGUGCCAAUGAGACUGGCACAAGGGAACUGGUCAGUCUGGUCGGUGCUCUGGACAUUGACACUCCAGUGGUGGCCAACUGUAUCAUUGACCAACUAGAGGCAGAGUCAGUGCUUCUCAUACCUACCAACGCUAUGGCUUACGACCUGCUGGAUGAGGAACACAAGGUACCAGCUCACUGCAAGAAGGCUCUAACUAUGACUGGCGACCAGUUCAUCCCAGCUCCCAAUUACAAAUCUUAUUCUGCCUCAAGUGCCAAUCUGAGAGCCACACUACUACAUGCCAAGCAGGAGGAUCUAAUCAAUGAAUGCUCCUUGAAAUUAAAUGAUCUUACUCAAAAUAUCAACCUAGCUGAGAAAGAAAAACAAAAAAUACAACACCACCUUGGGGAAUUGAGUUCUUCAAUGAGGAGGAGUGAUCAAGAAUUGAGGAAUAUCAAAAAGAAGAUGUUUGACACUGAACAGCGGAUUAUGGGAAUCAAAAAUGAGUUGCAAGAUUCAGGCGGCCAAACUAAUGUUGCGUUUUUGGAAGAGGAAUCCAGAGAGUUGAAAAGCAAGUAUGAAGCUCAACAUCAAAAGUGUGAGGAGUUGAAAAAUGAAUGCGAGAGUGUAAAAGAGGUUUACGAAGAAAGUAAAUCUCUUUACGAAAACUUAAAAAGCACAAUUGAUGAGUCAAACAGGCAGAAGGUUCCACUUCAGAUUGAGAUCCAGAAAUUAACAUCAUUAAUGCAAGAAACAGCAUCAAAGGAAAGAUCAAUUAAGGACCAGAUAAAAAGGUCAACAAACAGAAUAGAGACGAUGGAAUCUAAAAUAAAAGAAAUUGAAGAGGUUUUGGCAUCCACUAAGGAAAAUGCUAGCCAAGCUUGUGGCGAAGAGAUCAAAACCAGAAGGUCUAAGGAAGAAGUUAAAACAGAGCUCAAAACAGUUAAAAGAUUUUUAACCAGUCUUGAAAACCAGUUGGGUGGAUCUGAAGAAGAGCUUCAAAACACUUUGAGGGAAAGACAAGCUUCGUUUGAUUCCGUCACCAACCAUUUGAAUGAAGUUCGCAAGUUUGUUAAGAAACAACUUGAUACCUUACUUAUGAGGAAACAGAGGCAAUUAAAACUACAAAAGAUAAUGAUGAGUACAGCCAAACAUCAUUUCCAAAUGGCCCUGAAGGAACGGAACUUGGAGGGCAAGUUGCAGUUUGAUGUUCCGAAUAAAAGUUUGGAGAUCAAAAUAUCUCGUCCGGAAAAUGAAGAACAAGGAGGGAAAAAUCGGGACACAUUUUCUCUUUCUGGUGGAGAGAAGAGUUUUGCAACUGUGUGUUUCAUCAUGGCACUGUGGUUGGAGAUAGAGUUGCCAUUCCACUUCAUGGACGAGUUUGACGUGUUCAUGGAUGGUAUCAAUCGGAAAGUGGUGAUCGACAUGUUGCUUGAUCACGCGAACAACAGUAACCAACAGUUUAUCUUUUUAACUCCGCUUGAUGCCAGUAGCAUACCAACGUCGGACAACAUAACCAUACACAGACUCAAACCACCAAGACAGUAACCCAGUAUUCGGCAGUCUCUCUACCAAUAAGAAAAGAUGUGGUUCCUCUAUUCUAUAUAGUUUUUUUUAAAUAUUCCUUCUUGUUAUUUACCUUACGUUGGCUUGUAAUCAUGAGCAAUUCAGGCUAAACCUAAAAGUUUCCAUUUUAAAGCUGCUCAUUAGAUAAGUUAUUUGUUAUUGAAGUAAACAGAUAUUUUACUUUACCAUUUGUAUUUUGUUGUUUUUGUACACUUGUGAUCAAACAGAUUCUAUGAUGUUAAUAAAUGUGUCAUUUG
This is a messenger RNA of Macrosteles quadrilineatus (aster leafhopper), 3602 nucleotides long. RefSeq names its product structural maintenance of chromosomes protein 6 (gene SMC6). NCBI's taxonomy places the organism in Eukaryota, Metazoa, Arthropoda, Insecta, Hemiptera, Cicadellidae. The coding region runs from base 148 to 3327 and encodes 1059 amino acids. The transcript is spliced from 21 exons. The record is from RefSeq and is a predicted model, not a curated record. Gene Ontology annotation, biological process: double-strand break repair via homologous recombination. Gene Ontology annotation, cellular component: site of double-strand break; Smc5-Smc6 complex; nucleus. Gene Ontology annotation, molecular function: single-stranded DNA binding; damaged DNA binding.